AGCGUUGCGACGUCUGUCUGUGAACGAGCCAAACCAGCACGAAUCUGCCCAUUUCUGCUGGAUUUCACAACAUCUGGUUGUUAUGAAGUCAUAUUUUUUCGCGUUUUGACAAAUUGCCCAUUUAUAACGUUUCAAAAUGGGUAAAAAGGAUAAAGGAGAUCGCGAGAAGAAGAGUAAAAAACGCUACUAUGAUGAGGAAGAGGAGGAAGAGGAGGCCGGGGGCAGUGAGUCUCAAGAGGCCGUUCCUGCUGCUGCGGGAAAACAAGUGGAUGAGACCAGCACAAAACUGGAUGAGUAUGGAGCCAAAGACUAUCGGACGCAGAUGCUUUUGAAGAAUGAUCACUCUUCACGUCCACUCUGGGUGGCUCCAGAUGGACACAUUUUUCUAGAAGCUUUCUCACCGGUGUACAAGUAUGCCCAGGACUUCCUGGUGGCGAUUGCAGAACCAGUGUGCAGGCCCAACCACGUCCAUGAGUACAAGCUGACUGCGUAUUCCCUCUAUGCGGCCGUCAGUGUAGGACUACAGACCUCAGACAUCAUCGAGUAUCUUCAGAAGCUCAGCAAGACAUCUGUGCCCGAUGGAAUUGUACAAUUUAUAAAGCUUUGCACAGUGAGCUACGGCAAGGUCAAGCUGGUGCUCAAGCACAACAGGUAUUUCGUGGAGAGUGCUUUCCCUGAUGUGAUCCAGCGGCUCCUGCAGGACAACGUGAUCCGUGAAUGUCGUCUUCGUACAGCAGAUGGGGCAGAUACGGAGCUCAUUACAGAAGUGAUUCACAGCAAAUCAGCGAUCUCUAAGUCUGUUACUGAGAAAGAAGGUACUUCCACCUCACAGGAGGCCAACGAUGGACAGUCUUCAACCCAGCAGGUCCCAGAAGACAUCUUCAGCUACUAUGAGCAGAUGGAUAAAGAAGAGGAGGAGGAGGAGGAGACUCAAACUGUGUCCUUUGAAAUUCGCCAGGAGAUGAUUGAAGAGCUUCAAAAGCGAUGCAUUACGUUGGAGUACCCCCUCCUGGCAGAGUACGACUUUCGCAAUGACACAGUCAACCCAGACAUCAACAUAGAUCUGAAACCCACUGCUGUGUUGCGGCCUUACCAAGAGAAGAGUCUGCGCAAAAUGUUUGGAAACGGACGUGCUCGAUCCGGGGUCAUCGUGCUGCCCUGCGGAGCGGGUAAAUCUCUGGUGGGAGUGACAGCAGCAUGCACAGUGCGUAAGCGCUGCCUGGUGUUGGGCAACUCCUCUGUGUCAGUGGAGCAGUGGAAAGCCCAGUUCAAGAUGUGGUCCACCAUCGACGACUCCCAGAUCUGCCGCUUCACCUCCGACGCCAAAGACAAGCCCAUCGGCUGCUCGGUGGCCAUCAGCACCUAUUCCAUGCUGGGUCACACCACCAAGCGCUCCUGGGAGGCGGAGCGGGUCAUGGAGUGGAUGCGGAGUCAGGAGUGGGGUCUCAUCAUCCUGGAUGAGGUUCACACUAUCCCUGCACGGAUGUUCCGUCGUGUCCUGACGAUCGUUCAGGCCCAUUGCAAACUGGGCCUCACUGCAACACUGGUCAGGGAAGAUGACAAGAUCGUGGACCUUAACUUCCUGAUUGGGCCUAAGUUGUACGAGGCCAACUGGAUGGAGUUGCAAAACAAUGGAUAUAUUGCCAAAGUUCAGUGUGCAGAGGUGUGGUGCCCGAUGUCGCCGGAGUUUUACAGAGAGUACGUGGCCAUAAAGACCAAGAAGCGCAUCCUGCUCUAUACGAUGAACCCCAACAAAUUCCGCGCUUGCCAGUUCCUCAUUCGUUUCCAUGAGCGGCGCAAUGACAAGAUCAUUGUCUUUGCCGACAAUGUGUUCGCUCUGAAGGAGUACGCCAUUCGCCUCAACAAGCCUUUCAUCUACGGCCCCACCUCUCAGGGGGAACGAAUGCAGAUCCUGCAGAACUUCAAACACAACCCCAAAAUCAACACUAUUUUCAUCUCCAAGGUUGGAGACACGUCGUUCGAUUUGCCGGAGGCCAACGUUCUGAUUCAGAUCUCCUCCCAUGGCGGCUCGCGCCGGCAGGAGGCCCAGCGGCUGGGCAGAGUGUUAAGAGCAAAGAAAGGAAUGGUAGCAGAGGAGUACAAUGCGUACUUCUAUUCCCUGGUGUCUCAGGACACCCAGGAGAUGGCUUACUCCACCAAGAGGCAGAGGUUCCUCGUGGACCAGGGAUACAGCUUCAAGGUGAUCACAAAGUUAGCAGGCAUGGAGGAGGAGGACCUCAUGUUCUCCACCAGAGACGACCAACAGCAGCUGCUCCAGAAGGUCCUGGCGGCCUCUGACCUGGAUGCCGAGGAGGAGGUGGUGGCGGGAGAAGCCGGAGGGCGACCUCAGGUCUCGCGGCGAGCGGGCACCAUGAGCUCCAUGUCAGGCGCAGAUGACACCAUCUACAUGGAGUACCAGAGCCGAGGCAGCAAAGCCUCCGCGCUGGGAAAGAACGUCCAUCCACUGUUCAAACGCUUCAGAAAGUAGAUGCGUUCGACUGAACUCUUACACAGAAAAGACCCACCGGAGUCAACAGGACAAAGUUCGGAGCAGCAGCAAGAUCUGAUGAAGAGAGAUGGACAGUGACUGAGAAGGAAGAGCGGCUAGUGACUGCUGCAGUCUCUUGGAGAGAUGAUAGUAACGUGUUUAGCUUUCAGUCUUUUCCUGGGAAAUACGUGACCUGCCUAUUCUACUGAGGACUGUAAAACUGAGCAUGUAUUAUCAGCAUCACUAAAAGCUUUUUGUAAACAUGACUCCAGUUUCCAGAAGCUCUUGGUAUAUUUUUGUAUGUUUUGUUUUGUAUUUCUCUUCUCUGCAGUGUUAUCAAAAGUUUUGUUAAAGAAAUGGCUUUGGAACAAAUUAAAGUUGUGAAUAAAGAUAUGAAACCUC
Molecule: messenger RNA, 2890 nt
Organism: Salarias fasciatus (jewelled blenny)
Lineage: Eukaryota; Metazoa; Chordata; Actinopteri; Blenniiformes; Blenniidae
Gene: ercc3
Product: excision repair cross-complementation group 3
Exons: 15
Coding region: 137-2488 (783 amino acids)
Biological process (GO): nucleotide-excision repair; transcription initiation at RNA polymerase II promoter
Cellular component (GO): transcription preinitiation complex; nucleotide-excision repair factor 3 complex; transcription factor TFIIH holo complex
Molecular function (GO): 3'-5' DNA helicase activity; DNA binding; hydrolase activity
Source: RefSeq, a predicted model, not a curated record